Molecule: messenger RNA, 1556 nt
Organism: Colias croceus (clouded yellow)
Lineage: Eukaryota; Metazoa; Arthropoda; Insecta; Lepidoptera; Pieridae
Product: ubiquitin-like protein 7
Exons: 9
Coding region: 215-1363 (382 amino acids)
Biological process (GO): ubiquitin-dependent protein catabolic process
Cellular component (GO): cytosol
Molecular function (GO): polyubiquitin modification-dependent protein binding
Source: RefSeq, a predicted model, not a curated record
CAAAACAAUAUUCAAUAAUCAUUGUAGAACAGUGAAUCGUAAUAUUUUCAAUUUUCUACGUGUUUUCCAGUGUUUUCUACAAGACUAUUGCUGAAAUACCUUGCUAAAAAUUAUCUCAAUUACAAUAGUAUUAUUGAUCUAUGUGAAAUCAAUAUUACUGUAUUAAAGUAAUUUUACUGUAGUAAGGUAACUCACGGAUUUCCUUACAAUAAGAAUGGAGACUGUUGAAGCUCAAGUAUAUCUCUUCUUAGGAGUAAAAGUAAAACCUGGACCUAUUGAACGGCUAAAACUUGAAAAUUUUGCACUUGAUAAUACAGUGGAUACUUUGAAAUUGGAAGCAGAGAAAAAAAUCAGUAUUCCGUCUGGCUCAUUAGAAUUGAUAUAUCACGGCAAGGUACUUCAAGAUACUGCUACACUUCAAGAUAUUGGAGUGAAAAAUGGUGAAAUGAUUCAUGUAGUCAAGAAAAGAGAGCAAAAGCCAGCAACCCCUCCACAUACUUUUACUGAUGCAGAACUUCAAUAUUUGAAUUCCUCAUUGAGGACUUUAGGCUGCACUCCUAAUGCACCUGGAUGGACUAGGGCUAUGCAACUGUUAAAUGAUGACUCUGUUAUGUCCGAAAUAAUUGAACAUGCACCCUCACUAGCUGAGGAAUGUGAGAUACUGUCCAUACUUCAUGAAGUAGAACUGUUGGCAGCACUUGGUACCAAUGUGCAAACGAUGAGACGUGGGGCCGACGCUCACCCUGACCUGCCGAAUGCUCUACGACAAUUGUUACGACUUGUAUGCUCUAGAUGCCACGCACCUACCGCUGAAGGGACUCCAACAUCCGGUUUCGCCUAUUCACUGGAAGCUCUGUCAGAAGACGAAGAUGUUGAGGAAGAAGACACUGAAGAAACUGAAGGUAGAGCUGCGAUAACACAAGAACAAUUGGCUGCUGCUUUGCGGGCAGCAACAGAAGAAGUGAUGUCAUCAAGUUCUCGAGGUUCUGGUGGACAGGAAGGUUUAUUACGUCUACUGCAAGCCGCCGCAGAUCCGCCUGCUGCUUCUUCAGGAUCAAGCAGCGCCGGCGCAAGUAGAUCGGUGAUAACUCCAGAAAUGUUUAGUGAAGCUAUCUCGGAAGCAAUGAGUAGAACGAGCGCAGCCAAUACGAACACAGCUGGCACUCCUAUGGAGCAGAGUACUGCUGCUUCGUCAUCACAAAGCCCUGUAUCAAGGGAUGAAGAUUUCACAACUCAACUGAACCACAUGCAUGAAAUGGGCUUACUUGACGAUGCAUUGAAUGUGCGAGCCUUGCUUAUCUGUUCUGGUGACGUAAAUGCAGCAAUUAAUCUCGUAUUCAGCGGGGCUAUUGGAGACGACUAAUUCGUUUUAUUGACAAUCAAAUGUUUAAUAUUAUUUUAUCAUAUAUUUAAGAUCAUUUAGCUAAUGAUCAAAUAAAUUAACUAAACUUAAACUCUCAUUAGAAAUUAAUUCUUAUGAAGUCAUUAGUUUUCCUUGAUUACUUCUAAUGUUUUUGUAGAAAUGGAUUAUGAAAUAAAAGCAUCAAAUUGUUUAA